Molecule: messenger RNA, 7675 nt
Organism: Pieris napi
Lineage: Eukaryota; Metazoa; Arthropoda; Insecta; Lepidoptera; Pieridae
Gene: Nuak1
Product: NUAK family SNF1-like kinase 1
Exons: 29
Coding region: 261-6677 (2138 amino acids)
Biological process (GO): intracellular signal transduction; protein phosphorylation; microtubule cytoskeleton organization
Cellular component (GO): cytoplasm
Molecular function (GO): ATP binding; protein serine/threonine kinase activity; tau-protein kinase activity
Source: RefSeq, a predicted model, not a curated record
AUGUAGCGCUAUAUUUAGUUUUUAGAAUUUAGAUAUUUGACAAAAAAGAUGGCAGCGAGUGUCGACGGCUGUCCAUCGGAUUUAAUGUGAAAAUGGCGCAUUAUGUGAUAUUUUCACAAAAUUUAUUAAUAAUAAGUGAAAUAUUGUGUAGUGUUUCUAUGUGAUAGUGAAUUUUACAUUAUUGACAGUGAUACUGGUGUGUAAAUUGGAGAACUCUCUGCUUUCUUAGGAUAUUGGAUUACACAAAAAAAACAGACAAAAUGGUGGUGGGCGAGAAUAAACGUACGGCCAACAUAAUGGACGGCAUUGAGAACACCGGCGACGUCAGGCUGCACGACCAUCGGCUACGAUUGAAACAGAGAUUCGACAUAGUAAGAAAACUAGGCCAAGGCACAUACGGGAAAGUCCAAUUAGGUAUAAACAAGAAGACUGGACAGGAAGUGGCGAUCAAGACGAUAAAGAAAUGCAAGAUCGAGACCGAAGCGGACUUGGUGCGAAUUCGACGGGAGGUGCAGAUUAUGUCAUCGGUCAGACAUCCCAAUAUUGUACACAUUUAUGAAGUAUUUGAAAAUAGUGAAAAGAUGAUUUUAGUAAUGGAAUACUGUUCGGGUGGUGAACUGUAUGAUUAUCUAAGUCAAAAGAAAGUUUUAGAAGAGGACGAAGCCAGGAGGUUAUUCCGGCAGAUCGCAACCGCUGUAUACUAUUGCCAUAUACAUAAAAUCUGCCAUAGGGACUUAAAAUUAGAGAAUGUUUUACUCGACGAGACUGGUAGUGCCAAGAUCGCAGACUUCGGUCUUUCCAAUGUGUUCAAAGAGACGUCUCUGCUGGCGACAUUUUGCGGGUCUCCUUUGUACGCGUCGCCGGAAAUAGUUAAAGGCACUCCGUACAUCGGACCCGAAGUUGACUGCUGGUCCCUGGGAGUACUCCUGUACACUCUGGUGUAUGGGGCGAUGCCCUUCGAUGGCUCCAAUUUCAAGAGACUGGUUCGUCAGAUCAGCAACGGGGAUUACUACGAGCCCAAGAACCCGUCUUCUGCAUCUCCUCUGAUCCGUGACAUGCUCACUGUGGACCCUUUGAAGAGAGCGGACAUCGUUUACAUCUGUGACCAUCCGUGGGUGAACCUGGGCUGUGAAGCGUCAUGUCUGGAGAUAGCGGAGGCCUUGGCAGCCGAGACUCCGGUGCGACUAGACCUGUUGCUGUCCUUGGCACCUGCGGCUGCGUCAAACACUAAUAGCGUGGUUGUUCCAGAGCAAUCCGAGCUGGGUGGUCCGACAGAGAGUUGCACUGACCUCACCAGUUCUACUUCGAUGGCAGUGGAGCCCAGCAAUUCUGCUGAGAAACGGAUAUUGGAACUUGUUGCAGAGGGCGGCGAGGAUGCCAUAAAGCCUUCCCCGACGCGCACGAUAGUGGCGGCCGCAGACAACAAACGCAAGCUGGAGCUCGCCAUGUCCGGCACCGGCCUGCAGAGGAAGAGGGAACGCGUUGCCAGUUCUGCAAGCUUAGCUGGUGCGCCCGCGCUGCCGGAAGAGGCCUGCGUUCCCGACGAAGACACUGCGGGGCUGCAAGAUGGUUCUAGUGGUGAAAUGCCUCAACACUCUCUGAAGUCAUCGGCCACCAUCACGAUAUCUCCCACUCCGGCCGCAGUAGAGUUGAGCAAAGCGCCCACCGAAGAGGUCAAACGUGCGCUAAACGAUGAGAUAAAAGAAGAAAAGCCUAAAGCUAAGAAAGUCCUCUCCAAAGUUGACAUACCGGAGAAGCAAAACGAAUCUAAGGUGGAAGAUGGCAAGCCAUCCGUGGCGGCCACCGCAGACAAGCUGACGUCCUUGACCAUUUCUCAGCCGGCGCCCGCCUCCGCUCCCGUCAAACCGAAGAAGCUAUCUAUAGGAGGUCACGUGGGCAGCUUCAAGGAGCAGUUCGAGAGACGAGCGUCCCUCACCACUCCGCCGGAAGUCAAACGGACCGUCACCAAACCCGUGGUGUCGAAGAUCGCGAAGCCGAAAGCCCAGAGCGAGGACCGGGAGUUGAACAAGCCUCUGGACAACGGGACGGUGAGGCUUCAGCAGAUCGGCAUUGAGCCGUCGCCGUCGGUGCCGUUCGAAGAGCCUCAAACGCAAAUGAACCGGGGUGGAGUGAAGAAGACAGAGAGCGAACCCACUCACCACACACAAGUCGACCCUGCGGUCUUGCUUCAGGACGCCAGGAGGAGUCUCCAAAGUUCGAUGGCGAAGUUGGCAGAAGAACGGGCGGGCGAAGAGAACAGACGUCGCGCCGCAAGAGACAUUAUUUCCUCUGCUAUCAGGACGGGCAAGCCUCCCGUGCCCUACGGCAGGUCUUCGUCAGCCGGAGUGACGUCGCUGGCUUCUCCGCCGUCCACUCCCCCCGCGGCCCCGCCCUCCGCCUCUUCCAAGGUCUUCAAAACGGAGGCACACCAUCGGGUGGAGGAUCACCGCAAUAGGGGCCCGUCAGUGGAACGCAUAAUACCGAUAAGUGUGGCGACGGAAGACAGCCCCACGUCCCCGACGUCUCCGUCCACGAACGCGCACGUUCCCACGCACAAGCCCGCGCCCAGGUCGACGCAUACGCCACUUAGACGUCUGGCGUCAACGGAGUCGACGGGCACGGGCGAGCCCAGUCCCAGCACGGGCGAGCCGAUAAAGAAAUCGGCUCGGGAGUUCAUUAUACCCAUUGCGGUGGAGGGCAAGGGGUACGUCACACCCAGACAACGCAGCCUCGAGCCCGACGCGUCGCCUUCGCCUAGGGUGCAUCCCCCCCGACUUACACCUCGGCGCAUCAGUAGCUUAGUAAGUGGCGGAGAAUCGGAAGAAGAAGAUGACACGCAUAUGCAUCGAUUGAGAUCAAGCCGCUUGGCUCGAGCGGAAUCCGUGUCCUCUGGCGAAGAGGACGAGGAAGAUGAGGGUUUCCAUCUCUUGACAGCUGAAAACCUCUUCUCCACGCUGUUACACCGAGUUCGCGCGUUAACUCAGCGGUUGAACGGCGAAGAAGGCCCCGGUUUCGCCCAGCACCCGCACUCGCUCUUCAACAACCUGCAUUCGCCGUUCUUCAAUAGCCCGCACUUGCCGAGGAGGCAUUUCAUCACACAUAGGUAUACGGAAAGUAAAAGGAGUGUAUCGGAGACGCGCGAAGGCUGGGGCUCGCGAGACAUGCAGUCGCCGUUCGAGUCCAUGUUCAACAAAUCGCGUCAGACGCCGCGCGGUAGUAGUAAGAAGGGCAAAGCGCGGACCGGCGACGGCGACGACGAGCGUGAGGGCGACGCGGGACUAGAUCUCUCGGACCUCGACUUGAGCUCGAUUCGGUUCUCCGAGCGCGAGAUGCGCGCCCUGUCGGGCCUGACGCCGGCGCUGUCUCGGCGCCUGCAGCGGCAGCUCUUGCGGCAUCUGCCGCCCCACGCCGCUCGCUCCUUGCGACGCACGCUCUCUCUCGGCGCCGACCGAUCCGAGCCGGCGGACGACCCGCGAGAGGCCCCCGCCGCCGACGACGCACAUUCGCGAGAACCUCCCGACACCGAAAUCGACGACGACGUCCCGCGAGCUUCCGCGUCCCAAUUCUACACUCUGCCGCGUUUGAGACGACGGUCUAGCGCGUCGCGCGAACCCGCGUCUCCAUCUUCCGCUCUCGCCGACGAUUGUACAUACAAAAUGGCGGCUCCGCGGGACUCGAGCGGAUCGCGCCCGGAGUCCCGCGGCGCUACCGAUAGACCUCUACUGAGUAAAUAUUUAUCUGAAAGAACGACUUCUCUAGACGACACGUACGCGUCGGACGGAGGCAGUCUAGUCACCGACCCCAGUUAUAUCGCUGCGUACGGGUCGCCCGCUUACGGUAACUCGACGGGUCCAAAUUUCAGACGACAUUCCCUGAGAUUAUCCGGCGAUCGUCCGAAAAAACGUAUUUCCAGAUUCCUCAGAUCAGAUUUCUUCGAGUCGCCCCCGGACGAAAGCGUUUACACCAAACACAAAAAAGAAAAAGAAUUGGAAACUCAAAAAAUAUUGAAAGAAAUAAGGGAGAAGAGAAGUAGAGCUUCGGACGGUGCGGCGACGACCCCCACUGAUGCGAGCGAAGGUCCGAAUUAUAUAAGCGAGGAUGUGACGCGCAAGUGCUUGUCACCUACGAGUAUUUUAGUUGGUAAAGAUCGAAGUAGAUCAACCACGCCUUUCUUUCCCAGUUUAGAUAAUAUUAAGGAAAACGCAAUUGAUUCAUCGACUUUACUGAAAACGAAAAACAUCUGCAAUGAAACACGAGACUCACAUAUCAGGAAUAAUAACGAAAACGCGACUAACCAAGAAACGAGGAUAGUCCGACCUAAAAGUUAUCCAGCUAAAAGCAUCAAAACAUACGAGACUAACAAAACCGAAAGUGAAAGAAAAUCAAGUAAAGAAAUCGAAUCUGAGAAUAAGCAUAUUACAUCUAGGGAAUCAAAAUUAUUAAGACCUAAAAGUUACCCGAAUAAUACGAAUAUUUUAAAUAAAACUAAUUCCAACCGCACGACUAGUAAAGACGAAUGCAAAAGUUCCACCCUAAAUGAAAACCCUUCCCCUACACCGGAAGCAAAAACUGAUGUAGAAGUUAGUUUUAACAUAACACUGCCUAGAAAACCAAAACCUACCCCGACGAGCAAUUCAUCAGAGGUUGUCACUCAAAGUGAAAAUCUUAACGCUAGAGAGGAUAAAACGAAAAUAGAUAAUGGUUCAUCAAAUCUUGUUUUGAAAAAGUAUAAAGUAGUUAAUUCCACACAGAGAGAAAUGUCUUCAGCCGUGGAUCAAAAUACAUUAAAUGAGAGUGUCGUGGACACUACAGAUGCUCUACGAAAACGAAAUUAUCCCAAUUCCAUAAAAAAUAACAUCUCAAGUAAUGGUUUUACUCGAGAUAAUAGUAUUCCUAAAGAUGAGUCAAAAGAAGAAAAGAAGAUUGUAAAAAAGAAAGUUAUUAAAAAAGUACCUUCGAAGUCAAAGACGACUGAAUUAGGAAACGACAAGAAACCGAAUGAUAUUAAAUCUUCAAAUGAUAAAAAAAUUGUCGCUAAGAAACAUAAGGAAAAAUCACCUGAGGAUAGUAAACAAAAUAAUGUUACUAAGAAAAAGUCAGUUUUACAAUCGAUAGGUCACAAAUUAGAAAAAUUGACUUCUUCAAAGUCUAACUCACCUGAGAAAACAUACCAAAAUAGCUCGGUAAAGGCUAGUAAAAAAGAAACUAGUAAACUACGAAGGACACAAAGGGAACACUCCGUUCCGGUCGAACCGCCCACAGAAUCGAAUCUCAUCAAGAGAGCUGUCACUGUCACAGAUGUGGCCGCACUGGAAAACCAAAGCAGUACACCGAAUAAAACGACAGUGUCUAAAGUGUUGGGAUUAUUUAAGAAAUUUGAACCUAAAGAGAAACAGCUGAAACUUAAUUCAGAAAAUUCACGAAACAAUGUUGAUGAACAAAGCAUUUCUGCAGAAAGUGAUAUCGAAAAACCUCAAAGACCAUCGUCCCUGUUAUUGAAUGGCGUGAGUAGUAAAAGUAAUAAAUAUAAUAAGACUAGUAGCGAUAUUUGCACCGCCCUUCCUACUGAUGAUGAUGAAAAAUUAAAGAAGAAAGAGGAGACGAAGAGCAUUCGUAGCACACUAAAGUUGGACUUUUCAAAACUUCCUAGAGUGAAGAAAAUAGUUCCUACUAAUCCUGUGAUAGAACCUCAAAUAAUGGAUACGUCAAUGGACAAAGGUAAAGUUGGAAAAAGUGAAACAAAUGGUGAUUGUAUAGCGGAUGGAAUGGCCAAGUUAGACUUGGGUGAUGCCUUAAGUAGAAGUAGAUCUAGAAGUAGAUCGAUAUAUUCUAAUUCUGAUGUUAAAUCCGAUCAUAGCGCUGAAAUAAAAGAGAAAACCCUUAUCUCUCCCAGCAGUCUUUAUCCUAUCCGAAGUCACGAUUCGACCACCCCAGAGAAAGAAGACGUCGGGGAUAGAAUACGCAGAAAAAGCUUUUACUCCAGAUUUAAUGAAAAGAAACAACGAAGAAAAAGUAACUUAGUCGGUCCCGGCGCCGUCGAAUACGAUCCCGUGGCUCGAAUAUACUCGCACUCGACCGAUAAAUACGACGCUUCCCCCACUUCCCCCAAUACGUAUGACGUUUCGCCCGGCUUUUCCGUUUCUUCGGACGCGUCUCCUUCGACCGACCGGUAUAGGUCCUCGCUCGCCGACCUAGCUCGAAAUAAUUUACGAUACGAUAGCCUCAACGACAAAGUAGACACGUACAGAUCUCUAGACAGGAGCGACCUAAGAAAAUAUUCAGGAACACGAAGCUAUCUCGACUACGACCAACCGUCGUCUCACGGCCAGAAUAGAUAUUCCAGAACGAAAUCACUGUUGGAGACUUCGGACGGCCCCGACACUCUCGGCCUCAGCCUUUUGAAGGAACCGCACAAGUAUAACAGGACGAACUCUCUCUACGCCCCCGGGAGCUACGCCACGUAUCGCCCUAAGAGAACCCAACUCAACUCUGCCAUAAUAUUGAAAGAGAGCGAAAAGGAACCGAGCCCGGAAAACAUUCUUGAAAAAAUUCGCAAUAGAAAGUACUCGAUCAGAGUGACGAGAAAGUCGGCCCCGGACAAGGAUUCCACGUCGAGACCCGCUGGCUCACCUCAAGGCGAAGGCGACGGUGCAGAACGCUCUGAGAAAGGCGACUGAGAGGCGUUGACGACGAGUCGAGCGUUUCUCUUCUGUUUUAUUUAUAAGCCCUUCUUGAAUCUCUUCUAGGUAAUUCAUUGUUUCCUAUUGUCGAUCUGAACUCCGAGCGUAGGGACAUCUUGCCAACGGUAGAAGUCGCUUGCAUUUUCAUAGUUAGUACUUAGACUAAUGCACAUUGAAAUCUCUUUAGUGACAAAUUAGGAAUUAAUAUCGGUAAGUGUUCAUCUCAUAAUCAUUUCUCGACUCAUUCGCUUCCUUCAAUGCGUUUGAUUGUCGAAGCGGACAUUGUUUGACGAACGAAUUGGAAUUGUAGUAUUCUAAUCGCCAAAUACACUAUAAUAUAUUCAAUGAAUUUUGUAUAUGUAUAUCUUACGCCAAAUAUUUAUUCUUAUUACCAUUAUAUUAUACACUAAUGAAAUUAAUUGAUAGUUAUCGAAUUGAUUUGCUAAAACAGUAAGAAUUGACUCACGUGCCUUUACGCGACUGGAUUUGUCGAAAUAUGUAACGCGAGACGAAAUAAACGCGUGUCUGCACAAAUGAUGUAUUUAUGUAUUAAUUACUCGGGUGCAGCGAUUGGAUUUAGUUUAACUAUUAUCAGAAAGUAUUGUUUGCUAAGUCAAGUAACAGAUAUCGAAUAGAAUGGUGCUUAGUUGAAGAUUUUCGUAGAAAUUUAACGUAUUAAGUCUUAUGUAAGGUAGAAACAGUGUUCUCUAAGGAAAUAUCUAUUUUGUUGACCGUUCAGAAGUAUUUUCAGUAGUUUUAACUUAAUUUGUUGCCAUUUCAUUGUUAGGUAUACGAUUUAAUAAUUUUUAAGAAAUAAUUUAUCAUUUAUACUCAUAUUUAUUUGUAAUCGUAACGUAUUGCGCUAUUUAUUUGUGUGAGGUAUAAUACUGUUUUCGUGGUCACGGUUUUGAUACUUUGAAACUGUGAAGUGUUGAAUAAUAUUGUAAUUCCCAUCAUACGUUUUGUAUUGAAUGUCAAUAAAUUAUAUAGUUGAA